Molecule: messenger RNA, 1205 nt
Organism: Ilyonectria robusta
Lineage: Eukaryota; Fungi; Ascomycota; Sordariomycetes; Hypocreales; Nectriaceae
Product: chaperonin 10-like protein
Exons: 4
Coding region: 123-1166 (347 amino acids)
Molecular function (GO): oxidoreductase activity
Source: RefSeq, a predicted model, not a curated record
AUCCAUCUAUUAUCUAGAACUACCUACGAGAAGCAUUAUUAAAAAUCCAUCAACUGCUCUUGAACACCGUGUAUGACAAAUUUGAACUUUACGCUUCGUUAUCUCAUUCCUAAGCCGCAAUCAUGGCAAUUCCGGACACCUACUCAGCCUUCAGACGCUCUACUGGCGACUUCCCAAGGACCAUCGAAUUAUCAUCCGAGACACUCCCAAAGGAUCUCGGCUUGAAAGACGUCUUACUCAAGAUCCACGCUGUCUCUCUGAACUAUCGCGAUGUGGCAAUGUUGCAGGAAGGCAAGUACCCUGCGGCCGCUAUUGAAUCCGGUAUCCCUGCCUCGGACGCCGCCGGCGAGGUAGUCGCUAUCGGUAAGGAUGUCAAUGACUUCAAGGUCGGGGACCGCGUUUCGCCAAUCUUCGAUGUCGGUAACAUUACUGGGCAUGAAGAUACCCCUCCAACAGGCCUUGGUGGAGACUUCCAUGGCGUUUUACGUGAGUAUGGCGUGUUUGAGGAGCGGCACUUGGUGAAGCUGCCGCAGCAUUUGUCAUGGGAAGAGGCAUCCCUCCUUUCUUGUGCUGGAGUCACAGCAUGGACAGCUCUUCGUGGGCUCCCUGAAGGGACUAGAGCCGCUUUCUUCCAAGGUACCGGGGGUGUCAGUAUGUUCGGGAUGCAACUUUGCCUCGCUGCAGGCAUCCAACCGAUCAUAACAUCCUCCGACGACAAAAAGAUCCAGUAUAUCGAAUCACUCAGCCCCAAAGUCCGCGGCAUAAACUACAAGACUCACCCCGACCAGUCCGCCGAAGUCCUGCGUUUAACGGACGGCAAGGGUGUCGAUUUCGUCGUCAAUAACACCGGCGUAGGGUCCAUCCCGACGGACAUUGGACUUUUGCGCAAGAGAGGUGGCACUGUUUCACUCGUGGGUUUCUUGGACGGAUUUCAGGCUGACUGGAGCCCGGAUGCCCUUUUUCUUUUAAUGAGCAAAACUGCUCAACUGAGGGGCAUCGGAGUUGGUUCGAGAGAGGAUUUUGUGCGUUUAAAUCAGUUCUUGGAGCAGAAAAAGGUUUCUCUUACUCCGAUUAUUAGUCGCGUAUUCCCAUUCCAGGAGUCAAAGGCUGCCUUUGACUACUUAUCCUCAGGGAAACACAUCGGCAAGGUUGUCAUUAAAAUGUAAGAUGGGGUGUGUAUGAUGGGCUACAGGAAAUGAACAUGC